Messenger RNA from Clonostachys rhizophaga, 3753 nucleotides. The record is from the annotation of a GenBank genome assembly. Lineage: Eukaryota; Fungi; Ascomycota; Sordariomycetes; Hypocreales; Bionectriaceae.
AUGCCCCAGCCGGAGGACUACACGAUCGGCUGGAUUUGCGCGAUAAGAACAGAAUAUGUUGCAGCUCGACAAUUUCUCGACGAAGAACAUGAAGGGCCACGAACUGUGUCACCCAACGACAGCAAUGCAUAUACACUUGGCAAAAUGCGAGAACACAAUGUUGUGAUCGCUGUCUUGCCUGAUGGCCAGUACGGUGUAUCUUCCGCCACCGGGGUUAUAAAAGACAUGAUACAUACCUUUCCCAAUAUCAGGAUCGGCCUUAUGGUUGGUAUUGGAGGUGGCGCGCCAAGCACAAAGCAUGAUAUUCGUCUAGGCGAUGUUGUAGUCAGUGCUCCGCGGCAGGGAAAAGGCGGCGUCUUCCAGUACGACUUUGGGAAAACCAUUCAGGAUCAGAGCUUCAGAACGACGGGGUUUAUGAAUCACCCGCCGGCCGUUCUACUCACAGCAGCCACAGUGCUUAGCGGUCAGUAUGAAAGUGACGGACACAAUCUUGAACGAGAUAUUAGCAACAUACUCGAGAAGAAGCCCAGGCUGCGGAAGGCCUAUGGACGGCCAGAUCCAAACAGCGAUAGACUCUACAAGUCUAGAAUCAUACACCCCAAGGACAACGAAAUGAGUUGCGAGGCAAUUUGCGAUAACCCGGAAAAUUUGGUAGAACGACGCCAAAGAACCGAGGACGAAGAUAACCCGGCUAUCCAUUACGGCUUAAUCGCCUCAGCAAAUCAGCUGAUGAAAGAUGCUUUGGUCCGGGACAAACUUGCUGCUGAGGAGGGUGUCCUAUGUUUUGAGAUGGAAGCGGCUGGAUUGAUGAACCACUUUCCCUGCUUGGUUGUUCGCGGUAUAUGUGAUUAUUCCGAUUCUCACAAGAACAAAGAGUGGCAAGGCUACGCUGCUAUGGUGGCUGCAGCAUAUGCAAAGGAUCUCCUCGGUCGAGUCGCUCCAAGCAGAGUUCAAGCUGAAACGAAAUUGAGCAAUGCUCUGUCUGGCCUCUAUGAUGUCGCAACAGCGCAGUUAGAAAUUACAAGGCAGCACGUCCAAGCCCAAAAGGAUUUUGCCAAACAAAUGCUCACUCAGCAUGAACAAAGAUGUCACCAGCAAUUCCGCCUUACAGCUAGCGAUAGGGAUAUCACGUAUGAGUGGUACAAGAACCGAGUAGAGGAAAGAGUCGAAGGAACGUGCCUAUGGUUUCUUGAACAUGAGCACUUCCAAGGAUGGUUGAAGCAGAACUCUGGGCCCCUCCUUGUUACAGCCGACCCUGGUUGUGGAAAAUCCGUGUUGGCCAGAUACUUAAUUGACCAUGGCUUGCCACGAUCAGUAACCAUCUGCUAUUUUUUCUUCAAAGAUGAAGAUCAGAAAACGGCUCGGCAGAUGCUUUGCGCGCUACUUCACCAGCUGUUCUCUCAACAUCCGGCUCUAAUCAAACACGCAAUGCGGCAAUACGAGAAAGACGGAGAAAGUUUGACCAACUCUACCGACUCACUUUGGGAGAUUUUGCGAAGUUCUGUCCGAGAUCCGCAGGCGGGAUCUGUGACCAUUGUGCUCGACGCCUUAGACGAAUGUGCACAAACCGAGUUUGAAGCUCUAGUGCGGAAUAUAGAGGCCCAGUUUCACAGCAAUGACCCGGGUAAUGCCAAAUUGAGAUAUCUUCUUACAUGUCGCCCUUACGAGCAAUUGGUGUCUCGAUUCUCUAACUUGUUGGGCGUUUUUCCAAACAUUCACAUCCCUGGAGAGGAGAAUUCAGAAACCAUUAGCCAGGAGGUAAAUCGCGUUAUCACACACCGAGUUUAUCAGUUACCAAAUAAUAUCUCCCCCGAGAUCAAGAGUCACCUGGAGAAAAGACUACAUUUGACCAGCCAUCGUACCUAUCUCUGGGUGUACCUUGUGUUUGACUAUUUAAAGGACGGAAGCUUCAAGAAGACACGGAAGGGGGUUGACUCUGCUAUUAGCAACCUCCCGAGGAGUGUAAACGAGGCAUAUGAGCAGAUUCUCAACAGAUCCAACGCCGAGGAGCGCCAAAUGGUUCGCAAAGUCCUGAGUAUUGUCUUAGCGGCAAGUCAGCCACUUACACUCAAGGAACUUAACAUAGCGACGAAUAUCGACUACGAAACAAAAUCACUUGAGGACAUUGAUUUAGAGGACGAGGAUGACUUCAAAAAGCGCAUUAGAUCCUGGUGCGGGUUAUUUAUCUUAAUCUCACAAGGUCAUGUCUAUUUUCUUCACCAAACAGCUCGCGAGUUUCUGAUCGCCGAUUCAAGUUCAACACCGCCUGUUACCCCCUUAAAAUGGGAACACUCAAUCACUAUAAAAAACGCGCAAGCCGUUCUUGCAGAACUCUGUGUCCUAUGUCUGGCAUUCGCCGGUCCCGAAGUCACUCUGGCGAUAGAUGGAUACGACGAUCAAGUCAAGUUCAUGAAUCGACAACCCUUCUUUUUUUACUCGGCACUAAAUUGGGGAGCUCACUUCCGACAUGCUAAAAUUGCUGAGGACGCCGCUAUCAUACCUAUAGUUUUAAAGAUUUGUGAUCCAAGUGCAAAAAGCUACUUGGAAUGGUUCAAUAUCUAUUGGGGUACUAAACAUUACGGCAGAAUUCCGCAGUUUUCACAUCUCAUGGUAGCCGCAUACUAUGGCCAUCAUCUGACUAUGAAGUUAAUAUUAAAGAAGGACGCCAAUUUGAACUCGAAAGAUGAUAUUCACCACCGGACACCACUCCAUUGGGCUGCUUUCAAUGGACAUAAGGCAGCCGUCGAGCUAUUAAUAGAUAAAGGCGCCGACUUGGACUCCAAAGAUCGCGAUAGAGCUACACCACUCUUGUUGGCUUCUUCUAUGGGGCAUGAGGCGGUCGCCAAGCUCUUAAUAGAUAAUGGCGCCGAGUUGGACUCUAAAGAGAGCAGUGGCCGAACACCACUAUUAGUGGCUGCUUCCCAGGGGCAUGAGGCGGUCGCCAAGCUAAUGAUAGACAAGGGCGCCGACCUGGACUCUAAAAAUCAUUAUUACCACGCACCAGUCUUAUUGGCUACCUUCUAUGGACACGAGGCGAUCGCCAAGCUGUUGAUAGAGAAGGGCGCCGACGUGAACUUCAAAGCAUUCAAUGGCCAGACAACAUUAUCAGUAGCUGCUAAGGAGGGGAGAGAGGCCAUUUUCAAUCUGCUCCUAGUAACACCUGGUAUUGACAUUGACUCUAAAGACAAUUGCGGUCGUACGCCGUUAUCAUACGCUGCCAUGGCUGGCCAUGAUACAAUGGUAGAGGCCUUGAUCUCGAACGAAAGGGUCAAAAUCGACGGGGAGGACUCUUACGGCUCAACACCAACAUCAUUGGCAGCGAGGCAUAAUUGCACACAAGUCAUCAAGCGGCUUCUGGGCACAGGGCGUGUAGAUCCAAACUCUCUAGAUCACUCGGGGCGGACUCCGCUGUGGUACGCCAAACGAUACGCAAAUCCCGACAUCGUGAAACUCCUCUUUCAACAUGCUAGAAAUUCCGAUAUAGCAUCCGAUAGGAAGGUAUUCCCUACUCCUGGUAUGGGUACAAUGAGGAACAAGAGGGCCUUUCAACAAUGCGAUGCUUGUACUUUGUUUAUUUAUCGCGGAUACAAAUAUUAUAAUUGCGAUAUCUGUAAUAAGGGUGAUUUCGAUCUGUGCUCAGACUGCCACGGGCUUGGAGUACGUUGUUUGGGAGUUGGUCACCAGAUGACCAAGAAGAGUCAACCGAUGCCAGUAGCCCCACCAAAAGGAGCGCUUCCUGUUAUCGUGGGGUGA